GUAACCUGGGUUUGGUAAAAAUGGGAUUUCCAUUGGACUGGCCAAGGUAUAAAUUGUUCUGCAAGAACAUUUGCUCACAGUGGAGCUUUACGUAUCCUAAGGAAAACACAAGCAGGUAAUUAUUUAAUACUGCUUUGUUAUUCAUUUAAAAUGCAUGUUUUUAACUACAAAGGUCAUUUGUGUUCAUUUUGUGUGUGAUUACUGAGUUUAGAGGGUUACUGGCUAAGCUGUAAAACUAGAAGCAGUGGGAGGAGUAGGAAGGUGAGAAGGAGUAUUUAACAGUGGCGUUUGGUGACUUUUACAGACAGGUAAGCAGAGCUGAAGAACCAACUAUAAGAUAUUGCUUACAAUUGCGUAAUGUUCUAACUGAUGUCUUUUUGUACCUUUAACUGGUCAAGCACUACUUGCCCUGCUUGUCCUGAUCACACACCAAUGAUAUUUAAGGAUGUUGAAAGAAAAAAGUAAAAGAGGACGAAGAAAGGGGGUAUGGCAAGUCAAACUAGGGCAUCCACAUGGUGACCACAUGUAACUGCAGGUACUAACUCUGUAGUAACAUGACAUUACUACCAUAAAAUAAAAACGAAAUAUGUGUUACAUUAUUGGUCUUUUUUAAUUAAAUAGUCUGUUUAUACCUUUGUUUACAAAAACUGAACAGGCAGUAGAGAGAGAAAGCCAGAAACAAAGGAACAAUGGAAAAUGGAGUAAGAAGGGAAGAUGAAAAAAGGAAAGAAGGAAGGAAAGACAUUUGAUUCAAAACAAGCUUUUUAUCUAAACAGCUUUAAAAGUCAGUAUUUGCUAAAUCCUCUGCCAGCCCCAGAUCUUAUAUAUGACAUUUUUAAAAUGUUUACAGUGACUUAAAACAGAGACCAACCCUUCUGGAAGAGUCAAAAUGAAAGCAUUACAGCUUGCUGUCAUUCUCCUGAUUGUCUGCAUGAGCAGUGCAGUGGCUCUGAAGUGCAACCACUGUAUUCCAUAUUCAGUUGGUGCCCAUUGCACCAACACAGUGGAGACCUGCCAGAGAUUCAAUGAAGUCUGUGCCUCUGUCAUCUUUACAUUUCCCAGGUACUCAUAUUUCAAGAGGUGCAUGAAGGAAUCGGACGCCUUUAUUUUAAAGUCCUCUCCCCACAUUCAAGUCUUCACGUGUACCACGGACAGGUGCAACUGAAAUGAUGAUCUGAAACUUCAUAAUAUUAUAAUACAGAAAUAAUACCAUGCACUUCUAGCCAAUAAUUGUAAUCAAUUUUUAAUGCCUGGUCUCUAAGUUCAAUAAACAUUGUACACACAGAAAGGAUAGGAUUGUGUGCGUAAGCCCUCAUUUUUAAUUUGAAUAUUCUUCUGCAUGAUUUUUUUUCCUAUACCAAAACAUGUAUUUGCUUGUGACUUCACUUCAAAAAAAAUAUUAUCCAUUACCCAGUACAGUGGGCAUUGUUUUGUAUAGUUGCUCUUGACAGUAGAAGUAGUUGGAAAAAGGCUUAUAGGGAAAAAUCUUUUUUUUUAUUUAUUUAUGCAAAUUAGAUGCAAAAAUAAAUAAACAAAUGAAUACAUUAAUGUAAACGGCAAUUCAGACAAUUUUUAAAGGUUUAUCCGAAAAACGUGUAUCAAGUUUCAUUUGAAUGACAUCACAGUUUUGUAAUCUGUCAAGCUUUAUUUACAUUGUUACUUCGGCAGUGAAGUACUAGUACUGUGAUGUGACUGAUGGGCAGGGCUUAUUAAAGACUGAAGUGGGUAUAGGUGUGGUUUUUGGGGUGUGAAAACUGACAUAGUAUAUUGAGUGGAUGGUGCCACAAUUGCCUACAGUGGGAGAGGGUUGUGUGACAUUUAUGUGAGAGGAGAAUAUUUUGUUGCCGUCGCCGUGGCACUCAAAAGUCUUUGAUGAGUAUGUCCCC
Molecule: messenger RNA, 1886 nt
Organism: Xiphias gladius (swordfish)
Lineage: Eukaryota; Metazoa; Chordata; Actinopteri; Istiophoriformes; Xiphiidae
Product: long neurotoxin homolog NTL2-like
Exons: 3
Coding region: 890-1165 (91 amino acids)
Source: RefSeq, a predicted model, not a curated record